Messenger RNA from Hyaloscypha bicolor E, 710 nucleotides. RefSeq lists its product as uncharacterized. Lineage: Eukaryota; Fungi; Ascomycota; Leotiomycetes; Helotiales; Hyaloscyphaceae. The record is from RefSeq and is a predicted model, not a curated record. The transcript has a single exon. Bases 6 to 659 code for a protein of 217 amino acids.
CAAGAAUGGAUGUGCAAGAUGGGAAUGAAGCUGGCUCGAUGUUUUCUUCUCAAAGCUCCUUUGCAACCCGACGCGCUCGGCAAUUAGGCUACGGCCGUCAAGGUCAAUGCCGAAAGCGUGAGGAAUGGGACUUUUCAUCUUCCUUCGCAGGCCCGGGCAAUUAUCAGCAUUAUGGGUCGAGAGGCAAUGUCAAUGCUUUGGGGAAUAAGUUGUCGGGAGCCCAGGGAGACGGUUUUAGCGAAGCUAAGCUCCGUACUACCAAGAAUAGUCAACCAAGUUAUCCACCACAUAUACCUAUCGAAAUCGGCCGUUCCAAUCAAGUCGGUCGUCCACAAGUUAUGUUCGACAUCGAAGAGCCAGACGAUGGUGAGAGACAUCCAAGACAAGAGAAAAUCUCAAUAGUUUGUCUCAUCAUCUGCAAUCUGUUCCCACCGCUUCUCCCCUUCUUUGCCGCGGGCAAGCUGGACUCCUUCAUGUCAUUGCUGACUAGGCGGGAGAUCCGUAAAUUCAGCAAGUCAAAGAAAGGCUUGGCCAGGUAUCUCACGUUCCUUUGGGCGGUUGCGCUGGUUAUUGGCGUGGUUCUGUUCGCCAUUCUCAAGUAUGGUGGAUAUGCAAAGGAAGGUCAACGUCCACGGCAGUUUUCGCAACCUCUUCCAUGAGACUUCGUGGAUGGCUUCUACCUAUUGUGUACAAUUAAUGUUCGACGUAAC